Molecule: messenger RNA, 699 nt
Organism: Arabidopsis arenosa
Lineage: Eukaryota; Viridiplantae; Streptophyta; Magnoliopsida; Brassicales; Brassicaceae
Source: the annotation of a GenBank genome assembly
CAUAGAAAACAAAAAGCCAAGAAUCAAAGAAUCAAGAAAGCUAAAACAACAACUAACAAUGGAUUUGGGAAGGUUUCCAAUAAUCUCAAUCCUCGAAGACAUGCUCGAGGUCCCUGAAGAUCACAACGAGAAGACCCGCAACAACCCUUCAAGAGUUUACAUGCGAGACGCUAAGGCAAUGGCGGCUACACCAGCUGACGUCAUCGAGCACCCUAACGCGUACGCUUUCGUUGUGGACAUGCCUGGAAUCAAAGGAGAUGAGAUCAAGGUUCAGGUAGAGAACGAUAAUGUGCUUGUGGUGAGUGGAGAGAGACAGAGAGAGAACAAAGAAAACGAAGGUGUGAAGUAUGUGAGGAUGGAGAGAAGAAUGGGUAAGUUUAUGAGGAAGUUUCAGUUGCCUGAGAAUGCUGAUUUGGACAAGAUCUCUGCUGUUUGUCAUGAUGGUGUUUUGAAGGUGACUGUUCAGAAACUUCCUCCGCCUGAGCCAAAGAAACCGAAGACUAUUCAAGUUCAAGUUGCUUGAGUUUGUUUGUGAUCGUGUUUUGGUUAUUAUCUGUUUUUAAUUCUGGGUUUGAUGAAUGUAAUCGGAAUGUGUGAGAGACAUGGGUGUUCUGUUCUAAUUAAGAUGAAAUAAAAGUUUGUUCUGUUUCUUUCAUUCUCCAUGUUAGAUCUUCAAAUUAAUGAAGUUGUUAUAAGAAC